Abrus precatorius (Indian licorice) is the source of this 2370-nucleotide messenger RNA. RefSeq names its product formin-like protein 6. The transcript has 2 exons. The coding region runs from base 273 to 1073 and encodes 266 amino acids. Lineage: Eukaryota; Viridiplantae; Streptophyta; Magnoliopsida; Fabales; Fabaceae. The record is from RefSeq and is a predicted model, not a curated record.
AAAGAACAUAGGGUACUAGGAUUUGCCCUCUGUUAGGCUUUUGGAUUUUAUGUGCAUUUCUUUGCAAGAACAAACAGUGACUUGGACUAGUUCUUAUAAAAGAGCUUGGUCCUCCACCCAAAACCCCCCUAACUCUUUUCUCUCUUUUUUUCUUCCCUCUCUCUCUCUCUUUCUCUCUCUUUCUCUAUACUCCCUCUCUUCCCUUCCCUCCAUUUCCCUUUCCUCUUUCUUUCUUUCAAAAAAGUAUCAAUUGUGAUUCUGAGAGUUGAGAAAUGGACAAUCAGCGUAGCCCCCUUCUAACAUGGGCUUACUACUUCCAGGGAAAGUCAAUGGAGGAGCUGAGGCAAUCCCUCAUAUACACAACUCUGGAGCUUGAACAAACAAGGGCUGCAGUGCAAGAAGAACUCAGAAAGAGGGAUGAUCAACUACUUAACCUGAAGGACCUGCUUAACAAAACCAUGAGAGAAAGAGAUGAAACACAAGAGAAAUACAAGAGACUUCUCUUGGAGAAGCUAGUUUUUCAGCAGCAGCAGCAACAACAAACAGCAAAUAUGUCUGGAAUUUCUAGCAUUGAAGAUGAACCAAGGAGAGGAAUCGACUCCAACAAUGGCCUCUCAUCAUCAGAUUGUGAAGAAAGCAUUGUUUCUUCUCCUGUCAUUGAGCACUUACCUCAACCCCAAUUGGCACCACCACCACAACCACCACCAUUAGCAUCAGUUACACAGUCCAUGAUUGAACUAACACCUGACAAACCAUUACCAGAAAAAGGUAAGCUUUUACAAGCAGUGAUGAAAGCUGGUCCUCUUCUCCAAACACUUCUCCUAGCAGGACCACUUCCUCAAUGGAGACACCCACCACCCCCACUUGAGUCCUUUGAGAUUCCACCUGUUACUAUACCUUCACCACCACCACCACCACCACCUCCACCACAACUCCUCCACCAAGAUUCCUUUUUUAACACUAACGGUAGCAGCACCACAACCAACUGUGGAAGGGUCAGUAGAAAAAGGGUCUUUUGUGAUGGCUCUGAUUCUCCCACAGAGGCUAAGUACCAAAGGGUUGUACUUCACUGACUUGUACUUAAGUCAGAUUUUCAUUUACCCUCCUAGUUAUUAAUUUAUAUAUAUUUGCAACUUCAUAGGAUUAAAUGUUAGAGGAUAUAUAUAUAUAUGUAGCAAGCUGGUAUGCAACUGAUCUAGCAGCAUCAUCUGUACAGUGGUUUGUUCUAGGACACAACACAAGUUAUCCGGAUUUAACUCAUUGAGAGAAGACCAUGAAGAAGAAGAAAAAAAGUGCUUGAUUUAGGCUUUCCGGCAAUGUUUGGGUGAAGAAUUUGUCCUUGGCGAUUUCUCUUCACAUUCUACUUUUGCAUCCUCAAGUAAAAGGGGCCUUGAUUUCUCUGAAUUUAUUAUGUGACUAAGGUAGUGUAGUCUAGCAAGCAUGUGGUUUUUGAGUACUGUGUGUGUGUGUGUGUGCGUUUUUGAUGGAGUGAGAUUGAUCUCUAUAAGAUCACAUCAACAAUUAAGAGAAUGGGUGUGGAGUGGUUAGAUUGGGAGAUGAGUGUGACCAACAACCGAAGGGGUGGUCUUUGAGCUCUGCUUGCGGGGUUGGGUGGACCCAAAAAUUAGGAACACAGGAUCUUUCACUGGUGUGAUGUAUGAUUAUGUUAAGCCUUUGUUAGGGAUGUUAUGAUUAUUCGGGUCUAAUCUUGUGCUUUUUUCCAAAUAUUAUUUCUACUUACUUUUAUAUAUUACCAAUUUACCUAAGUCCAUUUUUGGUAUCUGCUCCCACUCAAACUGUUUUAAUUUACGUUGUUUUUAUAAUUCCAAUAUGAGCGCGCAAAUAUUUCUUCCAGUGGAAGGGCAGAUAACCUUGACUCAUGCUAUAUAUUAUGGUUUAUGCCAAAAAGAAAAAGUUAAAUCAUCUAGUCUCAAAAUAUUUCUUAUUGUUGCAGUAAGUCCCUUGUCACUCACUCUAUUUCUAUGCCAUUUCCUCUUCUGAAAAACUCCGUUUAUUGCCGAGCUGUCUUGUUGGCACCCUUCGCUUGUUUGACAACUACUUUAGGCCUGUAUGUUAAACUCGCGUAAUUGAUUCCUUCAAAAUCCAAAAUUUAUCAUUGGCAUCUAGCUUGCACAUCAAAUCAUGUAUGACUUUUUAUUUAUACUGUUGAUUUUUGUUUGGAAACAAAUUUUAAUUUGAAAAAACGAAAAUUAAUCAAGCACCCAUAGACUUUUAAGAUUUAUUUUUUAAAAAUAAUGCAAAUCAAUCAUAAGGUUAUUCUAACUAACUAACUAAGGCCUCAAUUUUGAAUCCUUAAAAAUACAAUUGAGUUGAGAUAUUGGAAUAAGAAUCACCUUAGACUUUCCAUGG